UUUUGGGCCUGUGUGGGAUUGCGGGCCUUGCGCGGUGUAACAGGGCCAGGGAGGCGCUGACUUGUCUUGGCCAGAGCGAGCGAGCGUGGGGUGGAGGGGGUGGUGCUCUUCAUUCCCAGUGCGAGGAGGAGGUGACGGCGGUCGCGAGAUAACGCAAUCUUCUAGUGCGACUCUUUCUCCCCAGUUCUCUCAGUGCCGCUCCUGAAAAUAUGUCGGAAGGAGUGGACCUCAUAGAUAUCUACGCCGACGAAGAGUUCAAUCAGGACUCUGAGUUUAGUAAUGCUGACCAGAUGGAUCUGUAUGAUGAUGUGUUAGCUGCCAGUUCUCAGCCUUCCGAAAGUUGCACUAGCAGUUCUGAGCCACCAUCUGAAGGCCGCAAGGAGCAGUCUCCCAAGCCGAAUAGCAAAUCACCUGCUAUCCUGUACACCUACAGUGGGCUGCGUAACAAGAGAGCUGCUGUUUAUGUAGGAAGCUUUUCCUGGUGGACGACUGACCAGCAGUUGACACGAAUAAUCCGCUCGGUGGGUGUUUAUGAUGUUGUGGAGCUCAAGUUUGCUGAAAAUAGAGCCAAUGGCCAGUCCAAAGGGUAUGCAGAAGUUGUAGUUGCCUCUGAAAACUCUGUUCACAAACUUCUGGAGCUGCUACCAGGAAAAAUACUCAAUGGAGAUAAGGUGGAGGUGAAGUUGGCCACCCGGCAGAACCUUGCACAGUUUGAAGCGCAGGCUCGAAAACGUGUGCCUCCGAGGGCUCACUCAAGGGAUUCCUCAGACUCAGUAGAUGGCCGAGCCACUCCAACAGAGAAUGCGGUACCACCACCACGGAUUGAGAAGCCUCCUUCUGUUUUGCCUUUCUUCAACCGCCCUCCUUCUGCUCUCCCUCUCAUGGGACUACCACCUCCACCCAUGCCUCCACCUCCACAAAUUUCUUCAAGUUUUGGAGUCCCACCUCCCCCACCAGGCAUCCACUACCAGCACCUAAUGCCCCCUCCUCCUCGACUCCCCCCACACCUAACGGUGCCACCUCCAGGGGCAGUGCCACCUGCUUUGCACCUCAACCCAGCCUUCUUCCCCCCACCAAAUGCAGCAAUGGGCCCUCCACCAGAUGCCUACAGUAAGGCUUCAGCCCCAUAUAACCAUAGCAGCCGAGAACUAGGCCCAUUGCCACCCCCUGUCAGUGAAGCUGAGUUUGAAGAAAUCAUGAACCGGAACCGAGCAAUUUCCAGCAGUGCCAUUUCCAAAGCUGUGUCUGGUGCCAGUGCAGGGGAUUUUAAUGAUGCCAUUGAGACUCUGCUUACAGCCAUCGUUGUGAUCAAGCAGUCCCGUGUAGCGAAUGAUGAGCGCUGCAGAGUCCUUGUCUCUUCACUUAAGGAUUGUCUCCAUGGCAUCAGAGCCAAAUCCUACAGUAUGGGCGGUGGCAGCAGCAGCAGUUCCUCCAGAAAAAGACACCGGUCUCGGGAUAGGUCACCCAGUCGAUCCCGUGAGAGCAGCAGGCGGCACCGAGAUGCAAUCCAUAAUGAAGAUCGGCAUGAGGACUAUUUUCAGGAAAGGAGCCGGGAACAUGAGAGACACAGAGACAGGGACAGAGAAAGGGAUCGACAUCACUGAGAGAUGGGAAAUCUUUCCAGGGAGCGUGGGAGGAAUUCAGUGUUUUAUGGACUCGUCUCUCCUGUCCUUAAUCAAGACUAAAGGGUGGCUGCUUCUCUGCCCUCUCCUUCCCACUUUCCAUUGACCUUUCUGGACCUCUUGGAAAAAGACUUUGCCUGCAGAGCUCCAUCUGGUGCGCUGUGGCACAGGGACCUGAGUUCUGCCAGUGUGAGUCAAGUGCUGCUGCUUCAUGGAGAAACACUGAAUGACUUGGAGUUUGGGAGGGGUUGUCUGAGCCACUGUGACUAGGGGCCACUUCAAUCCAUGGAUUCUUGGACCCAAAGAGAAUGGUGCUUUCCGCAGAGGUCUCCCCACCUCUUUUCUUUUCCAUGGCUUUCUAGGAGCACCUGGGGAGGAACCCAUCCAGCUUGUCUCCUGUAGAAAGAACUGUUGCUCCAGCACAGCACAAGAUGUCUGACUGUAGUCUCACUGGAGCUUGUGUCCACAGUCCACACUGCAUUGUCUUCUCAAGCAUCCAGUCUCCUGAAGUCUCAUCCUUUUCCAAAGCAGCUUCAGUUUUGCCUCUCUAGCACCAUUGUACACAGCUUAGAAAACAGUAUUUUUUUCUUUUUAAUGGGAGGGCAGGUUAGCUAUUGCUUCCAGUUACUCACUGUUUGGUUCUCUUCUCUCUACCUUACUCCCAGUCCAGCUUAAGUUCCUGAAAGCUGCCAUCUCCAUUCUGCCUAUCAUUUUCUAGAGAGGCCAUCAUUUGGUCAUCUUACCCCAAUAGAAACUAUUCUGGCUCUGGCUAUUCCAGGUAUUUUUUCCACAGGUGACGCAUAUUGCUUACAGCUUUCUUGCUUUGUUUCAUGCAAAUGCCUGCUUCAGCUGUAACUUCUUGCAUAAACCUUUGCUUCCAGGGCAACCCUCCUAGAGUGCUACCUUCCUUGUUGUAGAGGAAGUGUUGUAGGCAGAGAACUGACUGAUGCAGUGGCAUGGAAUAGGGGCAAGUCAGACCGAGGCUAGUAUGAAGUUACAGAAUGCAGUAUGCCCUGAGCAUUUUUAAGUUCCAUGUGAUGUAUGUGUUGAUUUAAGGUUUAGGAGUUCCCUUGCCCCCAGUCUAAGUCUGAACAGAGAGCACUUGAGAGUGAUAAGCUCAUAAGUUUGUUUCCGCUUCACUGAUCUGGGGCAUACUCUUGUAGGGGGAGAUGCUUAGAGGCAGUGGAAAUCUUCUGUCUGUCUGUCCGCCCUAUGUAUAACUGUGUCAUGUCACCACGAGUAAGGCUUCUGGAGGCUUUCAGUCUUUAAGGUGGCAAUCCCUUCAGGCCAGUUGCAUCAAAGUCUGCUGAGGAACAUUAUGGGACAGGAGUAGCUAUAGAACUCUAGAUUAAUGUGUUAUUUUGGAGAUGUAGCUCUUGGAGUACAAGUUUGGGUUCUCCAACCCCGACUGAGUGCUCCAGUUUCUUAAAAUCAAGAUAACACACCUCAUCUUGGGAUAGGUAGUCUCCAGCACCUGGAUCUGUAUAGUAAGGCCAAGUGUCUGUUACAUUCAAGAACACUUAAUGUGACUGACCAACUGCAUGGUGAAGCUCCCCCUUGGAGGAGGAUCCUGCCUGGUCCCACUAAACAGCUGUGUGGCCUAAAGAGGAUGGAGGAUGUCUGGCCAAGAAUGUCACCCUGUGAUGCUGCACCUCCUUUGGCCCUGUUGGUCAGAGAGAUGCUGAGCUCUAAAAAUGUUUCUGAUAAAAGGAAAGCAAAGUUAUGUAAACUAGAAUGGGGUAACAGCUUCAACUGUAAUGUAUCAGAUAUAAAACAUUUGAUUGGAAGAGGGGUUUUUUUUUACAUAAUAGGACAUUUUUAGUUUGUUUUGAAAUAAUGGAAGUAAAAGAGAAAAGAAAGAAACCAACGACUGAAACCCAACAUUGGUUCCCCUUGACUCGCCCACCCUGUUCUUCGUGAUUUGAUUUGUUUGUCUUUUUCUGAUAGGUUGGAAAUUGUGUAAUAAACUUGAUGAUAUUGUCAAUCUUUUAUACUGCAUUGUAUGGUUUCUUUUUUUCCUUUUGUAAUAUUUUAAACCAAUUGGGGAGGGGGGGUGUUGCUGUUUUAUAGAAUUUCUCCACUAAAUAAGAUUGGGGGGGGGGGUAUGUAGCCCAAAAAUGGCAAAGAAUGGAUAGAUAAGGGAGAUGUUUCUACAACACAGAUUCUAAGUUUUGGCUGGCUGAUAGCCCUUGUACAACCAUGGCUUUUAUGUAAUGCUAGUUCACAACCUCUUUGUGUACACAAAUUAAAAUGUCUUUUAAAAAGCUUA
This is a messenger RNA of Sphaerodactylus townsendi, 3891 nucleotides long. RefSeq names its product cleavage and polyadenylation specific factor 7 (gene CPSF7). Gene Ontology annotation, cellular component: mRNA cleavage and polyadenylation specificity factor complex. Lineage: Eukaryota; Metazoa; Chordata; Lepidosauria; Squamata; Sphaerodactylidae. Gene Ontology annotation, biological process: mRNA alternative polyadenylation. The record is from RefSeq and is a predicted model, not a curated record. Gene Ontology annotation, molecular function: mRNA binding. The transcript has 10 exons. Bases 210 to 1604 code for a protein of 464 amino acids.